AUGGAAAUCUAUGAUGAAGUGAAAAAGAAUGUUUCCGAAGCGAUUGCGAAAAUUUCAAAAUACACCGAGAAAGAUUUUAAAAUUCGUUCACAAAAAUCAUUGAUGCUCAGAUGCCUUCCAGGGCGAAAUGCCGGUAAAGAACGGACUAAAGAUGGCGUCACUCGCAGAUGUACGAAAGAAGGUCUCCUCGAUUUAGGAGAGAUCAAACAAAUUCUUGAUCCGAUGGGCAACAUUUUGGGAAAUAUUGGCGGAACGGUGGACUUGAAGGAAAUGAAACUUUGGAUUCCGAAAAAGAGAUAG
Oikopleura dioica is the source of this 300-nucleotide messenger RNA. The record is from the annotation of a GenBank genome assembly. Lineage: Eukaryota; Metazoa; Chordata; Appendicularia; Copelata; Oikopleuridae.